Molecule: messenger RNA, 2642 nt
Organism: Dromaius novaehollandiae (emu)
Lineage: Eukaryota; Metazoa; Chordata; Aves; Casuariiformes; Dromaiidae
Gene: B4GALT2
Product: beta-1,4-galactosyltransferase 2
Exons: 7
Coding region: 319-1440 (373 amino acids)
Biological process (GO): carbohydrate metabolic process
Cellular component (GO): Golgi apparatus
Molecular function (GO): galactosyltransferase activity
Source: RefSeq, a predicted model, not a curated record
CGCCCGGUGCGGCGGCGGCGGGCGGAGCCGGCGUGCGGGCGCGGCCCUGCUCCCUGCGGCUCUCGGCGGUGCGGGCUGGGCCGGCCGGCAGGGCCCCCGCAGCCCCGGCAUGGGCGCCCGCGGGCCGGCGGCGGCGGGGGGAGGCGGCGGCGGCGGCGGCGGCGGGGGCCGCUGACCGCGCCGGGGCUGCGGGAGGAGCCGGCGGGCGGCGCGGCAGGGCCGGGACGGCGCGGCAGCCCCGGCCGCGGAUUGUGACCGUGGUUGGAGCUGCCCCCCUGCCCUGCUGAGCGCACAUGUCCGCCUGCCCAUGCCCAGAAGAUGACCAGGCUGCUCUUGGGGGUGACCCUGGAAAGGAUUUGCAAGGCUGUGCUGCUGCUCUGCCUGCUCCACUUUGUCAUCAUCAUGAUCCUCUACUUUGAUGUCUACGCGCAGCACCUGGACUUCUUCAGCCGCUUCAACGCUAGGAACGCCUCGCGUGCGCACCCCUUCUCCAACUCCUCCCGGCCCAACAGCACUGCCCCCAGCUAUGGGCCUGCCGGCGCUGAGCCCCUGUCCCCCAGCACCAAGCCCAGCAGCAACCAGUCCGUCACAGAGAAGCCCUUACAGCCCUGCCAGGAGAUGCCUCCUGGCUUAGUUGGGCGGCUGCUCAUUGAGUUCAGCUCCCCCAUGACCAUGGAGCGGGUGCAGCGGGAGAACCCCGACGUGCGCCAGGGUGGCAAGUACACCCCCCAGGACUGCCUCCCCCGGCAGAAGGUGGCCAUCCUCAUCCCCUUCCGGCACCGCGAGCACCAUCUCAAGUACUGGCUGCACUACCUGCACCCCAUCUUACGCCGGCAGAAGGUGGCUUACGGCAUCUACAUCAUCAAUCAGUAUGGCGAGGACACCUUCAACCGGGCCAAGCUGCUCAAUGUGGGGUUCCUGGAGGCACUCAAGGAUGACGAGGAGUACGACUGCUUCAUCUUCAGCGAUGUGGACCUCAUUCCCAUGGAUGACCGCAACCUGUAUCGCUGCUAUGAGCAGCCACGGCACUUUGCUGUUGGCAUGGACAAGUUUGGAUUCAGGUUGCCUUACGCUGGCUACUUUGGUGGUGUCUCUGGGCUGAGCAAGUCCCAGUUCCUGAAGAUCAACGGCUUUCCCAACGAGUACUGGGGCUGGGGGGGAGAGGACGAUGACAUCUUUAACCGGAUCUCCCUGAAUGGCAUGAAGGUGUCGAGGCCCGACAUCCGCAUCGGGAGGUACCGCAUGAUCAAGCACGAACGCGACAAACACAAUGAGCCCAACCCGCAAAGAUUCACCAAGAUCCAGAACACCAAAAUGACCAUGAAGCGGGAUGGGAUCAGCUCACUGCAGUACCGGGUGGUGGAGGUCUUGCGCCAGCCCCUGUACACCAACAUCACGGUGGAGAUCGGCAAGCCGCCCCCACGCCUGGCCCGGGGCUAGCGCUUGCCCCCGCGUGCAGAGCUGCGUGGAGCCGACUCUCAGGCCCCCAGGCCCGGAGCAGGGCCCUGCCCUGCGGCCGGCGGCUCUGUGCCUGGGCUGGCUGGACACUGUGGAUUUUGCCCCAGCCUGAGAAUGAAGACUGGAUGGGGAUGUUUUCUGCCUACUCUGCUGCCUUUUGGAGAUGGCUGCACCCAGCCCGCCCUUUGGUACUGAGGAUUUUGCCCUCCUUUUUUCCCCCUCCCCGUCCCCACGAGUGUGUUUCCAGGACGCCCACCCCAUGCUCCCUGUUGGCUGAAGAGCCUGUCUGCCCCACGUGCGGCUCCGGGCACAGAGUGAUGAGACAGCCCCUGCCCUGGCGAGGAGCCCCCUGCCCGCAUCAGCCCCUCCACCGCCCCGGGAAGGCUGGACGAGAUCCUGGCUGCUCCACCCUGCUCGGAGUCCCAGCAGGCGCUGCAAGAAGCGGGGUGCAGGCUUCCCCCUUCUCCCCGCUGGAGACAUCACUGCUCUGGCCGGCGGCAGGAGCAGCCCCAGGCCCCCCCAGGAGGCAGGGAUUGGGGUGGCGGUGCCUCCCCCAGCCCAGCACCGCCUGCGCUGCUCUGCACGCAGACGCGGCUCGCUGUCUUCCUCUGCUUUAGUCUGGUGCUUAGAGCCGGGGCCCCACCUCAGCUCUGCCCAACAGAGACCUCCGGCUAGCAAAUGCCCCUCUCUGUGCCUCAGUUUUCCUGGGGCUGCGGGUGGUCGCCGCAGCCCCCCUCCCUGAAGGCGGACGCUGCGUGCGCGUGCCCCCAGGGAGGCUCCUGCCUCAUGGGGCCAUGGUUACCCCUGUGUGCUGGCCGCGGCCCCCCCUGGCAGGGGCUGACGUGGGGGGGCUGCCCCACAGUUCCUUCUGGCGGCAGCACCCUGGGGGCCGGGCUCGACCUCGGCCCUCGGGCAGCCUCGGGCUCCCCUGCCCGCUGCAGCCCUCUGCGUGGGAGGCGGUGGGAGGAAGGGCCCAGGGGGGCCGGCCAGGGCCCCUGGCACCCCCUAAAGCAGGACAGGAGCAGCCAGCGCCUCGGGGCGGCGAGCAGGGGCAGCAUGCUAGGGCCGGGGGCGCCGGUGACUUUUGUACAUUUGAAUGUCUGACCCUUUUUUUGAGCGUACGUUGAAUGCAGCAUUCGGUCGUAGAGACCAGGGUUUUGUAUUUAAUAAAAGUUUCAAAAGUU